Messenger RNA from Alternaria postmessia, 648 nucleotides. RefSeq lists its product as uncharacterized. The record is from RefSeq and is a predicted model, not a curated record. Gene Ontology annotation, biological process: regulation of DNA-templated transcription. Gene Ontology annotation, molecular function: DNA-binding transcription factor activity. The coding region runs from base 1 to 648 and encodes 215 amino acids. The transcript is spliced from 2 exons. NCBI's taxonomy places the organism in Eukaryota, Fungi, Ascomycota, Dothideomycetes, Pleosporales, Pleosporaceae.
AUGGCGAACAGAAAGUACGACGACCCGGCGGAUGCUAAGCAAGCGCGUAGGAGGUCCAACAAAGAAGCACAGAGAAAAUAUAGAGACAAACUGAAGCAACAGAAACGGGCUUCACAGGCUUCUCCGUCAGACAUCACGAUGAGAAACGAGAUGGACGAAGAAGCACCGACUGCAGUCGGGCCUCCGGAUGCAAGCGCGCAAGAAGCCUCGAGCGGAGUGGAGAGUGUCCAAGACGAAAGAAGGGUGCCAGAUCGUCCUAACGCACCGCCCACCCCGCUGGAACGCAUGGCUUGCAUUGAACAAGCCAUUGACGGACUCCUGGUCAGCGUCAAAGACCCCUACGUUCAGAAGUCUUUGCAGGAUCCGAUUACGCGCAUCGACCUCAAAUUCAGAGAUCUCGUUGGCCGCGUACACAAGACCGAAGCGACUCCUGUGCAGCGAGAUGCCCGCAUUGUCCCGAGCAUCCAGUACCAUCCGCAUGAACUGACUGCAGCUUCGGCUAGAGCACACGACAUUACGGCGGAUACGAUUCGGUCUCUCACUGAACAGAUACAUAGACACCGUGCCCAGUGUACACCUUUGACGGAAAUCAAGUUCCUGAGUGCGCAGCUGGAUAGAGCGAGGAGACAGGCGAUAUGGACACUGUAA